GCCCUCUACAGAGACGUCAUGCAGGAGAACUAUGAAAACGUGACCUCGCUGGGGUGUCCAGUUUCCAAACCUGAUGUGAUCUCCCAGCUGGAACGAGGGGAGGAGCCGUGGGUCCCGGAUCUCCAGGGCUGUGAGGAAGGAGAGAUCCCGAGAGGUGCCUGUGCAGCAGGUGCUGGGAUGGUGAGUGAGGAGAAGAAGCAGAAUCCUCAGCAGGAAGAUUCUGAGCAAGUGGCACCACAUGGGGGAUUAUCGCACGGCUCCAGAGGGAAUGUGUCCAGGCGUCGUGUGCAGGGGAAAGCCUGUGAGAGUCAGCACAGACUAGAGAGGGAGCAGAGAAACCAGCCAGCAGAAAAAGUGGGUAACUCCAUUAAUUGUCAGGGAACUCACCAGGACCUCCUGGAAACCACAGCCCAGCCAAGAAUACCUACAGGAGAGAGAAAAAACACAUGCGCUGAGUGUGGAAAGCAUUUCAGUAGCCACUCAGGCCUUUUAAAACAUAAGAGAAUCCACACUGGAGAGAGGCCCUAUGGAUGCAAUGUGUGUGGGAAAACCUUCAGUCAGAGCAUUCACCUUAUUCGACAUCACAGGAUCCACACAGGAGAGAAACCCCAUGAAUGCAGUGAGUGCGGGAAAACCUUCACUCUGAGCUCCACCCUUAUUAACCAUCAGAGGAUCCACACAGGAGAACGACCGUAUACAUGUAGUGAGUGUGGGAAAAAGUUCACUCAGAGCUCAGGUCUUGUUAAACAUCAGAGGAUCCACACAGGAGAGAAACCUUAUGAAUGCUGUGAGUGUGGGAAAAGCUUUACCGACAGGUCAGACCUUAUUAAUCAUCAGAGGAUCCACACAGGAGAGCGACCCUAUAAAUGUAGUGAGUGUGGGAAAAAGUUCACUCGGAGCUCAGGUCUUCUUAUACAUCAGAAGAUCCACACAGGAGAGAAACCCUACAAAUGCUGUGAGUGCGGGAAAAGCUUCAUUCAGAGCUCAGCCCUUAAUAAACAUCAGAGGAUCCACACAGGGGAGAGAACCUACGAGUGCUGUGAGUGUGGGAAAAGCUUCAGUCAGAGCUUUCACCUUAUUCGACAUCACAGAUUGCACACAGGAGAGAAACCCUACAAAUGCAGUGAGUGCGGGAAAAGCUUCACUCAGAGUUCAGCCCUUAAUAAACAUCAGAGGAUCCACACAGGGGAGAGACCCUACGAAUGUUGUGAGUGUGGGGAAAGCUUCUCUGUAAAGUCAGACCUUAUUGAACAUCAGAAUAUCCACGUGGGAAAGAUACCUCAUCAGUGCUCUGAGUGUGGAAAAACUUUCACACAGAGUUCAUCCCUUAAUGCACAUCAGAGGAUCCACACGGGAGAGCGCCCCUAUGAGUGCUGUGAGUGUGGGAAACUGUUCAGACAGAAAUCAACCCUAAUUACGCAUCAGGCAAGGCAUACAGGAGAGAGACCCUAUCAGUGCUGUGAUUGCGGGAAAGCCUUCAGUGUGAGCUCAGACCUCAUUGUACAUCAGAGAAUUCACACGGGAGAGAGACCUUAUAGAUGCUCUGAGUGCGGGAAAAGUUUCACCCGGAGCUCACCCCUUAAAAGACAUCAGAGUGUUCACAGGAGAGAGAGACAGCAUAGAAACUCUGUGUAGGGCGGAGAAAAAAAAUUAAAAAAACAAAAUACAUUUGCUAAUUCCCACAUAGUGACCUUUUGGUUUGUUUGCACCAUUUGUGUCACUCUGUUCUCUCAGCUGCCUCGUGUGUCGCACACUCGUGCCUUUUACAGGUCGCCCUUCUCUAGGUGGAUCCCGUGGUCCUUUCUCCCAACUCCUUUCUCCUGUGAGUCAUUGGAGUGUGUGUCCUUCCAGCAAGGAGUUUCCAUCAGCCCCAGGUGGGGGAAAUUGGAGUGACCACAAGUAGCCUCACUGAGUGAAAAUUGACUAGGUUUUUGUCUUCUACUCUAGGAUUUCCCUUGGAGUCGGCGUGCUCGAGGAAGCUAUCCUGCUGUAAACACACCGCUCUGUUUGCAGUGCUGACAUCGCCCAGGCACAGGGGUUGGGGUUAGCUGGCAUCUUCCCCUUUGGCCUGUCCUAAUGGACACCCAUUUUCCUGGUCUGGACAAUCCCUGAGCAUCACAUUUAUACUGUCACCCCAGUAGCAGAGCGAUUGUUAGUCACCAAGUUCCCUCUUUGCUGACAAAAUGUCUCCUUCCCAGUUGUGCUCACGCUGGUACAGGUUGUGCUGGGCAGCAGAUAUUUUUACUUUUAUCAGUUUCCUUAUUGACAAUACAUUUCAAUAUAGCAAAGAGGAGAAGCGGGAGUAGGACAAAUGUUUCAUUUCAGCCUCUGCGAUGGCGGAAGGAAAUGGGGUGAGUCGGAGGGAUUCCCUCCUUCCCCAUCACCAUCAGUAUGCCCUCUCACUCCAGCAGUGCUGGCGUCUGUGUGAGGCACAGUGGAGUUUCUCCACCUCUAUUCUACCCCCUCAGCUCCCAGAAAGUCUCUGCAAUUAGUAUCAAUUUGAUCCUAAAUCUGACUCAUUAGAGCUGGCAAUGGAAGUGUCCCAGACCUGGUGGGGAAUUCCAGUGGAUCCCAAACACUGUGACAUCAUUCUGAGUUUCAAUCCCAGUUGCUAUCUAUUGAUGAAGCCACUUCUGGACUUUUUCCUGCUGAUUUGGGAUUCUUUGCAGAUGAGAAGGUUGGAAUUUUUCCCUAUUACAAUGAUGCUUCCCCCCGCCCUUCCCAAUAACAACUCCAUGAUAACAAAGUGCUGUUGCUGAAGCAGGUUUGAAUGGAUCAGAGGAGAAAGCAAUGGGGGAAUCUGCUUUCCUGAUUUCUGAGUCAUCAGAUGUAACCUGAUCUGGAAUUUCAUUUUUCAUGAAAGAGAAAGUGACUUACACCGCUCUGUGUUUCUCUCUGUCUCCUGAAGACCAUUUGGUCACAUAAUCAAAUAUCAGUUGUGUUCUCCGGGAUGUAGCUCGGAUUUAUCAAGGACUUUGGGAGAAAUGACUGCUGGCUAAAAGAGUCCUUCCUUAAUUUAUUGUUGUCUUUCCCCCCACCGCUGCAUGAUGACAUUGCAGAAGAUCUAGUGCAGUUCACGCACCAGGAGAGGCUGCUCCAAGCUAUUGGGUCUGCUGCAAGGAAACAGGAGCGCGCUUAGGCCUCCAUCCACUCUGAAAUGGUGGUAACAGCAAACCCCCGAUUGCAACUAACUGAAGUAACUGGGUGCAUGUGGGCCAUUUGGGAAACACUUUCCCUGUCUGAGUUGAUGUGGAGAAAACAAGUACAUUUGUGAACUUGCCCGUGAUAGAUGCUCAAAUGUGGACUGAAAUGAACUCCGUGUUGAAAGUGAGAUAACUGCAGAAUAUCUAUUUUUAAUAAGUUUCCCCUCCUUUGGUGCUUACAGGGAUUCUGAGGCAGAAGUGUUUCUAGUCCCUAACUUACACCCUGUGCCACCAGAUUAAAGAAACAAAUUGGGCAUGUUUGGAGCAGCCAUUCCUCACUAACUCAGCUCAGAUGUUGGGUGGUUUGGUAAAGGACUGUCUUCUGGAGGAAUGGAAACAUACUGUGACCAAGGCCAAGGAUUUGGAAGAACUCAGGCUGAUAUAGCAGACACCCACUAGUUGAUUGUUGCCCCAGAGAAGGAAGCUGUGGUGAACUACGGUCCAGGUAAAAUUGUUUGUUUCUAACACCACUCCCUAGUUCAGUGUCACUGAUUACAGUCCCAGGGCUUGGCUACACUGGAGAGUUGCAGCGUUGGUGGUGGCUUUACAGCGCUGCAACUCACUCACCGUCCACACUUGCAAGGCACAUACAGCGCUGUAUCUCCCUGGCUACAGCGCUGCAUGUACUCCACCCCAGUGGAUGCCAGGGCUACACUGGAAGGUCCUUCACUAUUUGGAUCCAGAGUUCCAUGAUGCAAAGUGAAAAAUAGUUGAUGCCUUUAGAAGGGACUUUCCUUCCCCAGCCUGAUUGAGCACCAAGGACUUCCAUUCUGUUAGAAUGACAGUAACGGAGAAGGGAAUCAAUGUGUCAGGCUCCAGUUUCAGAAAGCUGGAAGUACAAAUGUUGAGUCCUGAUUCUGUGCUUGCUCUUGUCACUUCGUUUUGCUCUUGUGUCUGGUGUAGUUGUAUCACUCCGCCUCCACUUCCUGCUACUAUGAACGAUUGGCAGGAGUGAAUAUAGAGCCAAGGUCCUUUUUCUUAUGAUGCAAAGCGUGAGCCCCCUUCCAUCAACACUUCUUUCAGAAGAACCAGAGAUCAAUGAACUCACAGAUGUGGAAAGCUCCUAGGCUGGUGUAGCCAACAGUUACGCAGUACUCUCUUGCUGGAAAUGGGGCUUAAAAUGAAACAAACAGGUAUGAUAAGAUUUUAUAAUCUUUGACAAUGUUCUCGUUCCCAGCGAAAAUGAAGUUAAACAUGAAGUUCAUUAUUGCUUAAAGCCUAGCUUAGUGAUUUCCUGAAUUAUAUUGGAAGCCCGCGACUUCCAUUGGUUCACCUUUUUUUGUUAGUACUAUACGAACUGAUGGCCAUUCCUGUCAAGUUUAUUUGAUGUCACAUAUCCCCUUUGGACUGGGGAGUUCUGACAUAAAACAUCACUCCAAGGCUGAGGUGGCGGAAUGUCUAGGAGAAAUAGCGUAUAGGAGAAUACGGACCCAGUCUAGAAGACAGUUAUUUCUAUUUCAAAUGGAUUUUUUUCUGACAAGCUCUAAAGUAAAAUUAAUAAGGCGACAAGUUGUGUAACCUUUUACCCAGUUAGACAGCAUGGGUCACUGAGUUCCUCUCGUCUCUGCAAAGUGAAGAUGUAUGAUGUCUGUCAGGAGAUGUCCGCGAUUCCUUUUAUGAAUGGCAAUGAAUGCAUGAGGCAAUAGAUAGUUUGUUCGGGUUUUUUGUUUAUUUUGGCUACCCAUUAUAUUUAUGACAGCUGAGACCCCUUUUCCUUUUUUAAGGAAGCCCACUGUCACAGUGCAGCCUUUUAACCCCCAGGCAAGGCUAAUGUAACUUCUUAACAGUCCUUGGAUUUCGUUCAUUUUGGAGAUCUUUGGGGUUCAAACCUCCACAAUGCUUGUGGUUCUCGACAGCCGAUAUUUUAAGAAUACUGGUGGCUUUAAUGGGACUUUUCCAAACUGCUGAUAACCCAAAGUUUGCCUCGCUUGAAAUGGAUCGGGCAACAGUGUCUGUAAACAAAACGUCCUUCGCUCCUUAUAUGCCCGGAGACUUCAGGGGAAUGACUGUAAUGUGGGGUGAGCUGGAAUCCUCAACCAUAAAGACCAAGGUAAAGGCCAGAAGCCCUUUUGCACCAGCAACCUGUCAAAUAAAGAUGGACAUUCCAGGACACUGACUGAUCCCCUCUAGGGAAGGAAGACAUAAUAUCAGCAACAGGCUGUGCCAGCCUUGACCUCUCUCCCCGUACCUGAGAAAGCUUAUGAAUGUGGAGUACUGAGCCUGUGACCCCGUCACCUAGACUGCAGCUUUAGCUCCUACUCCAUGGGAGUCCAAAAAGCUGCAGAGUUUCCAUCACAUGUCAAUUUCAAUGUCUUAUUGUUUGAUUUUUACAAACUGGGUGUCAUCCCAGUCUUUCUAUUGUACUGCAGUGGGGCUCUGCACGUACCUGUGUGUAUGAAACCUGUCACAUCCAUGCAGGGAAGGAGAUAGAAAAAAAUUCCCAAAUCUAAAUAACUCUAAAAUAUUGCCCAUCAAAACAAUUGAAUAUGUGCUCCUCAUUUUGUGAAAGUGUUCAAACAACCUCAGCUGUCAGGUAUCAAAAUUCUGUGUAGUAAGGUCUGUCUCUAUUAAUUCUGUGUAGUAAGGUCUGUCUCUAUUAAGUUUUUUGUCUUUGGAAGCCACCAGGAGAAGGUUAGCCACAUACUGAUGAAAUCGAAGAGGGAAGCUCUGAGGUUGUGGCUUAAAUGUGAACAAUCAAUUGGUGUUAGUAUUGAAAUAUUCGAGCGGCUCAGUGCAGAUCACACUGCCUGAGUGAAAUUCAGUAGCUGAGAUGAAUAACUAAAUGCACAGCUGCCUCCUUGGUUCCUGUUUCAGGAUUUCGAAGGGCUGAUUUUCUGCUGUAUUAUUCUAAUGAUUUGGUUGAAUGGAUGACUUGGUUCCAAAGCAGGAUCCUUGUUGACUGACUCAUUUCCUGAUCUGACCUGUACUGUGUACCUGAGCGCGAGCUGAUGGUGCUGGUAGUAGUUUAGGUUCUUCAUUUUGUGUGUUUUAUAUAGUUCAUUAAAAUGAACAAAGAUGGUGAGUUGUUUUCCAGUAAGCUCUCUUGGUCAGAACCGUUGAGAAUCGGGGUGGAGAUCAGCCGGUCCAACUUGGAGCCUCAUUAGCUUCCUCUCUAUUAACCCUUAGGUUCUCAUAUGGGAGAAGCUGGGCAAGGGGUACCCAUCUAUGGUCUGGCUGCGUCCUGGGGGACUCGGAGCAUUGCAAGGGGAAAUGAGCUCCCCUACACAGGCUUUCAGGAGUGGGGAAUGGGUGGAAAGAAGGUGGGCCAGGGGCAGUUUGUCUACCUGAUGAGGGGAUGGUUGAAGGGGGGUAUCUCUCAGUAGGAUUGGGGGUGAUGGUGGAGUUCUCUGCUAUCACUGUCAGGGCUGGGUCCUGCUGGCACCCCCAUCCGACUUGCCCUGGGGUUGUGUCUGGUCAGGCCCAGCUGAGUUUGGGGGUCUGGUUUGAAAGGUUAUAAACAAAGGUGAAAGGGACCAAACAAUCCAGAAAUGUGCUGGAGGGGGGCGGUUCUGGUUUGCUUGGCCCUAUCCUCAGCAUCUGGGCCUGGGCGGGGAGCGGAGGGGGCGGGCUGCAACUGCCCCCUCCCCAGACAGGUUCUCUCAGGCAGCUGCUGCAUGACUCCGAAUGGCCACCCUCAACCAGCGUGAGAACCGGAAGCAGGGUCCCUCUGCUCAGCCCAUGGUAGGAGCACUGCCCACGCCCCUCCCCCCGCUGAGGUGCCUGUGAGGGGCCGGAGCUCCAAGCAGACACUGCGGUGCUCGGAGUCUCCCUGGGCUGAGCCCGGCCCAGAGGCAUGUGAUCCCCGCUCCUGUGGCCUCAGCCCCCCAGGAACCAGCAGUGAUGGUCCCUCUAACUUUUCCCAUCCAUGUGCGGAAUGUAUUUUAUUAUGUGCACCAAUAUGAUGUGUGGCGGGGCUGGGGCUGAGCGAUUUGGAGUGUGGGAAGGGGCUCAGGGCUGGGGCAGCGCGUCGGAGUGCAGGGAUGAGGGUCUCAGCUAUGGGGGUGGGGUGGGGCUGGGGAUGAGAGAUUUGGGGUGCAGGUUUCCUUUGGGCUGCAGCAGGGAGAGGACUUCCCCCAGCCCUCACCCCCCCACACACCCACCCUCGCAGCAGCACCUGGGAUGGGGGAGAGGUGCCUCUUCCUGCCACAGCAGCUCUGGGACUGGGGAGAGAGGCAUGUCUCCUCACCGCACCGCUGUGCCGGGGGUGGGAGAUUCGCCGCAGCCCUGCAUGCCCAAGCUCCCCCAUCACCACUCCCCACCUCACCCAUCCCCCUAUUCCCCACCUCACCCCACUGCCAUCUUCCAGGCCCUCCUGUGGCCACACCCCUGAGUGCAGGGUGCACGCCAGCACAGCUCUCCCAAUUAAGUGCGUGGCCCUUGAUGGUCUCCUACAUGGCCGUGGAGGUGCGCACCUUAGAGGGAACGUAGGCUCGUGCAAUUGCCUCCUGGGGCUGGAAGUUUCCACCCGGAGGCGACACGGGGCGGUCACAUCCCCACCCCCACAUUGUACCCUCCUGUAUCAGCAGGUAUGACUCAUAUCUGCUGGGAGGGUUAGCUUGUCCCCUGCUGUAACCUUACCGGGGGGGGGGGGGGCUGACUCCAUGGCAGAUGACCCCUCUCCCUUCCCUACCCAUGGAGGGAGGGAAAACCCUUUACCCCCUUCUCCAGCUUCCUUCCUUCUUCAGCUGCAAGAGGUUUCUAGGUUGUGUUAAAUACACAGGGUGGCAGUUCCAGCCAGCUGGUGGUUGGAGCUGGCCGUGCUGAAGUGCUGGCUGCAGGGUCCUGCUGUAAGAAUCUCACUGUCAUCACUCACCUGGAUUCCCCCUCUGUGGCCCACCAGCGACACCCACUCUUAGACUUCCAGCCUUCACCUGCCCUCCCUGUAAUGGAGUGAUUGAAGGCCAAGGAACUUCACUGAGAGAUUGGUUAUCUGGUCAUAGGAAAUCCCAUAAGUGCACAUGGGAAACACUUUUCCCAGUGAGCUCUUAAGGAAUGAAGGCACAUGACCACAAAGAAUUUCAGUAGAUGUUAGGAGCCUAAAUGUUUGGUAGUUUAACACUAGCCAUCACCUACAGCCCCCAACUAAAACCUCUCCAGCGCAUCAUCAAAGAUUUACAACCUAUCCUUAAAGAUGAUCCCUCAC
Messenger RNA from Mauremys mutica (yellowpond turtle), 8346 nucleotides. Its product is annotated as zinc finger protein OZF-like. Gene Ontology annotation, biological process: regulation of transcription by RNA polymerase II. Lineage: Eukaryota; Metazoa; Chordata; Testudines; Geoemydidae. Gene Ontology annotation, molecular function: RNA polymerase II cis-regulatory region sequence-specific DNA binding; DNA-binding transcription factor activity, RNA polymerase II-specific. The transcript has 3 exons. The coding region runs from base 19 to 1635 and encodes 538 amino acids. The record is from RefSeq and is a predicted model, not a curated record.